UCCUGAGGAGGAGGAGGAGGGAAGAUGGCGACCUCAAACAAUCCGCGGAAAUUCAGUGAGAAAAUAGCCCUGCACAACCAGAAGCAGGCGGAGGAGACCGCGGCCUUCGAGGAGGUGAUGAAGGAUCUGAGCAUCACCCGUGCUGCCCGGUUACAGCUACAGAAGACCCAAUAUUUGCAGUUGGGACAGAAUCGUGGUCAAUACUAUGGAGGAUCUCUGCCAAACGUCAAUCAGAUUGGUAACAGUGCCAUUGACCUGCCUUUCCAGACCCCUUUUCAGUCCUCUGGAUUGGACACAAGUAGAACAACUCGGCAUCAUGGUCUCGUGGACAGGGUUUAUAGAGACAGAAAUCGCCUCGGAUCCCCUCACAGAAGACCUUUGUCUGUGGAUAAACAUGGACGGCAAGUAGACAGUUGUCCCUAUGGCUCUGUGUAUUUAUCACCUCCGCCUGAUACUAGCUGGAGACGGACUAACUCAGAUUCUGCAUUGCAUCAAAGUACAAUGAAUCCUAGUCAACAAGAAGCUUUUAGUGGAAGCUCGCAAGAUAUACAUCAGAAACGAGUGCUAUUACUAUCGGUCCCAGGCAUGGAAGAUAAUUCCUCUGAAGCUGAUAAAGCCCUAAACAAACAAGGAUGGGACACAAAGAAGACAGGCUCUUCAAGGCCUAAAUCAUGUGAAGUUCCUGGAAUAAAUAUUUAUCCUUCUUCAGACCAGGAAAACACUACAAGCCUGAUUCCUGCUGCACAUAACACAGGGGGUUCACUUCCUGACCUGACAAACAUCCACUUCCCUCCUCCAUUAUCAAUUCCUUUAGACCCAGAUGAGUCCUCCUUCCCAACUCUGAGUAACUCUAACAGCACUGGAAACCUUUCAUCCAAUUUAACACACUUGGGCAUCAGCGCUGCCAAUUCGGGAAUGACAACAACGCAAGGGACGGUCACAGGGUCAUCUCAGCAUCGGCAGUCUUCUGUUAGCCCACUGUCAUUAAAUUCUGACUCCAGAAGGCAGCAGUCUCAGCAAAUGUCUCCAACAAUGUCUCCCCUUUCACCUAUAACUCAGGCAGUGGCAAUGGAUGCAUUAUCUCUUGAUCAGCAAUUACCCCCCUACACCUUUUUUACACAGCAAAGUUCACAGCAGCAAACACAAAUGCCAAGCGGCCUGUCCCAGAAUUCUUCAUUAAUGCAGGGCUCUGGUUUACAAAGGGGGUCACAGCUCCCUCCCCUUACAGUCACUAUAUCAACAUCAGUCCCCCAGUCUCCUACAGGAAACCAGACUCCAACCUCCCUGGCUAUAGACAUCAACUCGGCCUCCCUCCAGCAGUACCGCAGUAAUGCUGGAUCCCCAGCCAACCAGUCUCCCACUUCUCCUGUCUCCAAUCAAGGCUUCUCUCCAGGCAGCUCCCCUCAACAUUCAAUCCUUGGAAGUAUGUUUGGUGACUCUUAUUAUGACCAGCAGAUGAAUACACGGCAAGCUAAUGCCCUUUCUCACCAGCUUGAACAGUUUAACAUGAUUGAAAAUGCAAUUAGUUCCAACAGUCUGUACAGUCCAUGCUCAACCCUUAACUACUCUCAGGCAGCCAUGAUGGGACUUACAAGUAGCCACAGUAGCUUACAUGACUCUCAACAACUUAAUUACUCCAGUCAUGGAAACAUCCCCAACAUCAUCCUCACAGUAACAGGAGAGUCUCCUCCCAGUUUAUCCAAGGAACUGACCAAUUCAUUGGCAGGAGUUGGAGAUGUGAGUUUUGACUCAGAUUCACAGUUUCCUCUGGAUGAACUGAAAAUUGAUCCUUUAACCUUGGAUGGACUUCACAUGCUUAAUGACCCAGAUAUGGUCCUGACUGACCCUGCCACAGAAGACACUUUCAGGAUGGAUCGACUGUAGAGUGGAAACACUAUGCCAGGAAAUAUAAUGCUGCCCAUUUCCCCAGCUGAGCAUAAACGUUCAGUGGGCUAGCCAUGUCUAAGGCAACUGCUGAGAGGUGUCGCUCUGUGAUGUACAAUGAGUAAAAACCUUGAUGUCCUAAGCUUGCAAUGCUAAGAAUCCCUCAUUGUGCGCCAUGUUUUAGCUCUUUCAAUCCCCACUGCAUUUUAACGAAGGAGGAUUAUAUCGGAGAAUGCCCAUUUGCUUCCAAAUUCCAACAUGCAUUUAAUAUUUUGUCCAUUAGGAAUAUUCCUUCCAUUUUCAUCUUUUUGGGAAAAUGGAAGAUAAGAUCUGAUUACUAGAAAACCAUGACCUUUUUUGAAUGCUUUACCCAUUUAUAUAUCGUCAUCAAGCAUUUCAACCUUCCUGAAACCUGACAGUCAAACGGUGAUGAACCCCCAGCAUAUCCUGAGAAAUUUCAAUUGCAUUUUGCAGAUGGGUUGUAAUCACACCUCCAAAAUUCUGAGCCUGAAAUUCUAGAUGCAUAUGUAAGCUGUCGGAGAGCACACACUGUUGUCUUGUUAAUGAAGGCAUUUGUGGACUUUUGCAUUGUGGAUUCAUACACAACUAAACCUUUGUCAUGCUGAGCUAAUGAGCUAUUUCAUACUCUGCUUUUUCUUUAAGUUUUCUUUUCUCUGUUUUGUUUUACAUUGGUUCCUGUCAGGAAGGCAAG
Messenger RNA from Pelobates fuscus (common spadefoot toad), 2596 nucleotides. RefSeq names its product CREB regulated transcription coactivator 1 (gene CRTC1). Gene Ontology annotation, molecular function: cAMP response element binding protein binding. The coding region runs from base 25 to 1884 and encodes 619 amino acids. The record is from RefSeq and is a predicted model, not a curated record. Gene Ontology annotation, biological process: positive regulation of transcription by RNA polymerase II; protein homotetramerization. Gene Ontology annotation, cellular component: nucleus; cytoplasm. NCBI's taxonomy places the organism in Eukaryota, Metazoa, Chordata, Amphibia, Anura, Pelobatidae. The transcript has 14 exons.